This is a messenger RNA of Aspergillus brunneoviolaceus CBS 621.78, 984 nucleotides long. RefSeq lists its product as uncharacterized. Bases 1 to 984 code for a protein of 327 amino acids. The record is from RefSeq and is a predicted model, not a curated record. NCBI's taxonomy places the organism in Eukaryota, Fungi, Ascomycota, Eurotiomycetes, Eurotiales, Aspergillaceae. The transcript is spliced from 2 exons. Gene Ontology annotation, biological process: regulation of transcription by RNA polymerase II. Gene Ontology annotation, molecular function: transcription coregulator activity. Gene Ontology annotation, cellular component: mediator complex.
AUGCCCAUCACAGGGGUGUACUUCGUCCCUUCCAACCCCAAUGCCUCAACGGCACUGGCCACGGUCACCGAGCGCCUCCACACCGCGUUAGCAGAGGAGCCCACCCUCGUCGGCCGGUGGUUCCUGGAGCACAAGCUCAUGCGAGACACGCCAUCAUGCCUUCCAGCGUCUACGCCUCAGCAGCGCCAAGCGCAACCACGAUACAUGCAGUUCCUCUCCCUCUCCUACCACGCCAACCACGGUUUCAUCUACACCUCUGAAUCCACCCCGACUAACCCUCCGGCCCCGCCGCCGCCGCCUACGACAGCCGGAGCAUCCUCCGGCAGCCCAGCAUCAUCGUCAUCAGCCGCCGGUCCCAUGGUGAUGACCACCGUCCCGCUCGCAUCCAGCAGCACCCUCUUCCACCACUUCGGCUACGCCUGCCAACCCUUCUGGUGCCACCGCCACACCGUCACCGUCCCCGGCGGCGCCGUCUACGACGUGGGCGACUUCCGCGUGCGCGUGGGCGACGUGCGCCAGACGCAGCCGGCGGCCCGAAUCCGCGGCACGGUCGUGGAGAUCGAAUGGCGCGGCCCGUCCUUGGUCAGCUCGAUUGCCUCGCAGGCGCUGCUGGCCAAGAAGAUGGGUCCCGGUCCGUACGCCGCCACCGCGACUGUUGACGAGGGGGCAGACGGCGACUCCGGCAUCGAUAUGAGCUUCUUUCCGGACGGGGUGGAGGAGGCGGAUGUGGACGCGGAGUACGCGGCGAGUGCGGCGCUGGUACGCGAGUUCUGGGCUCGGUUGGGCGUCGAAGGCGCGCGCGAGGCAAUCCUGGUGCCGGAUGUCGGCAGGGAGGUCAAGGAGCAACUGAGGUGGCUUAAGGCGCACGGUAUGCAGAGAGAGUCCGAGGAGAAGCGGGAGCAACAGCCGGACGAAGAUCCCGAUCCGACGGCGGGAGUGGAUUCGGCGAGGCAGUUUAUGGAGAUUUUCCGGUUCAAUCGGUGA